Penicillium psychrosexuale is the source of this 229-nucleotide messenger RNA. Its product is annotated as H/ACA ribonucleoprotein complex subunit NOP10. The coding region runs from base 1 to 198 and encodes 65 amino acids. Gene Ontology annotation, cellular component: box H/ACA snoRNP complex; box H/ACA telomerase RNP complex. The transcript is spliced from 5 exons. Gene Ontology annotation, molecular function: box H/ACA snoRNA binding; telomerase RNA binding. NCBI's taxonomy places the organism in Eukaryota, Fungi, Ascomycota, Eurotiomycetes, Eurotiales, Aspergillaceae. Gene Ontology annotation, biological process: ribosome biogenesis; snRNA pseudouridine synthesis; rRNA pseudouridine synthesis. The record is from RefSeq and is a predicted model, not a curated record.
AUGCAUCUUAUGUACACCCUCGACCCCGCUGGCAAGCGUGUUUACACCUUGAAGAAGGUCAUGAACGGCGAGGUCACCAAGUCUGCCCACCCCGCUCGCUUCUCCCCCGAUGACAAGUACUCUCGUCACCGUGUCACCCUGAAGAAGCGUUACAACCUUCUCCUCACCCAGCAGCCCGACACUCCUGUUAAGGCUUAAAUUGAUCGAUACUGGGGAAAAUGAAUUACCG